Cynoglossus semilaevis (tongue sole) is the source of this 3451-nucleotide messenger RNA. RefSeq names its product anoctamin 6 (gene ano6). The record is from RefSeq and is a predicted model, not a curated record. Gene Ontology annotation, biological process: calcium activated phosphatidylserine scrambling; chloride transmembrane transport; calcium activated phosphatidylcholine scrambling. The transcript has 20 exons. NCBI's taxonomy places the organism in Eukaryota, Metazoa, Chordata, Actinopteri, Pleuronectiformes, Cynoglossidae. Bases 454 to 3219 code for a protein of 921 amino acids. Gene Ontology annotation, cellular component: plasma membrane. Gene Ontology annotation, molecular function: protein dimerization activity; chloride channel activity.
AGAGUUUUCAGUGGUAAAAUGUCCUAUCACAAAUUGGUAGACAGAGGGCAAUGUUGCUGCAGGUGAAAAUACUUCACCACACAUCUGGUGAUUACAAAGGGGAUUAUUAAACAUUAUUUUGCAUUAUUUUGAAAAUGUUUCGCAUACUCCAGUUAUACAUUUAAAUGUAACAUUAUCCCUAACGUCCAUUAACUGCCGUAGUUUUGUUUUCAGUGUUUUAGCAUUUCUUAAAAAAAAGUUUUUCUUGAUUUCUCCGCCUCCAGCCCCACCCAUGACUGUGUCACAUACUGCUGCCGCUCUCAAGUCACAACCUGAAGUAAACUUCAUGAGAAGACGUUGAGAUAUAAAAAACUAUGUGUGGAGGAAGAAAAGGACGAACGAGAAUAACAAUAGAUUUCUGCGGGUUCAGAAACAAGUGAUCAGUGUUGUUCACGCAGUGGAUUUGUUAAUUCAAUGAAGAGAAUGAGUGAGGACGACAUUCUGGAGAUGGACUCGGUUUCAGAGACCGAUGAGGGGGCGGAGGCUGAGGUGGACAUGAUAGACGAGGAGAUCGUUUAUCCCGAGGAGUUCUUACCAACAUAUCAUUCAAUAAAAGAAGGAGCCAAAGUACGGAUAACACAACAGGCGGAGUUUAACGACAAACCCGACUCCCUUUUCUUCAAUGACGGCGUGAGACGGAUCGAUUUCAUCCUGGUCUAUGAAGACGAGGACAAGAAGGAGUUUGAGAAGAGGCACACGUUCCAGAGACGUAAAAGACGAAGGGAAUACUUUGAGGCCAGUCUGAUGAAGAUGGGAAUGGAGCUGGAGGCCACAAAAUCUGUCGUGGAUGAGAAACGGAUGUUUGUCAAGGUCCACAUGCCGUGGGACGUGCUCUGCACCUACGCUGAAGUCCUGCACAUCAAGCUCCCCAUCCAGCCCAACGACCUGGCAUCGCGUCCGUCCCCGUGGCGCUUCUUCUCCUGCAUCACCAAGCACUUCUACCCUAACGAAGAGCUCAUCAGCAAGGAGACGGAGUACUUCACCGCCCCCUUUGAGAAAGACCGCCUUGAGUACUUCUACAUCAAGAACCCGGACAACUUCUUCACUCCGUCCAUGAGGAGCAGGAUGGCUUAUUACAUCCUGAGUCGUGCCCCCUACGAGGUAAGAGGAAGUCAUAAGAAGUUCGGCAUCACCAAGCUGUUGGACAGUGGUGUGUACAAAGCUGCCUAUCCACUUCACGAUUGCAGGUUCAACGUCAAGUCCAAAGAUCAGAGUUGCCCCAGUGAGAGGUAUCUGCUGUACCAGGAGUGGGCUCAUCCCAAAAGCUUCUACAAGUUACAACCACUUGACCUGAUCAGAAAGUAUUACGGAGAGAAGAUCGGCAUUUACUUCGCCUGGUUGGGUUUCUACACUGUGAUGCUGGCUGUGGCUGCUGUCGUGGGACUGGGCUGCUUCAUCUACGGAUAUAAGACCCAAGAAACCAGCACUUGGAGCAAAGAGGUGUGCGACCCUGAGAUCGGAGGAAACAUAGUCAUGUGUCCGCAGUGCGACAGAUUCUGCAACUACUGGAGGUUGAACAGCACGUGUGAGGCUUCGAAAAAACUCUGCAUUUUUGACAACUUUGGGACGCUGGUGUUUGCAGUUUUUAUGUCAGUCUGGGUGACUUUAUUCCUGGAGUUUUGGAAGCGUUACCAGGCAGAGCUGGAAUAUGAGUGGGACACGGUGGAGUUCCUGGAGCAGGAGGAGCCUCCACGACCAGAGUACGAGGCCAAGUGCAUCUACGAGAGGAAAAAUCCUGUCACUGGGGUGAAAGAAAAAGUUCCGUACACCACCUGUGGACGAUGUGUUCGGGUGUCACUAGGUUCGGGGACAGUCCUAUUCUGGAUAUUCCUGAUCCUGGCGUCCAUCGUAGCCAUCACCGUCUACCGCCUCGCUGUCUUCUUCUCCUUCUCCACACGAUUCAGGAACCACGAGCUCAAGGAGCUGGAGCCGUUAAAGGAGUACGUGACUCCUCAGAUGGCCACGGCGGUCACGGCGUCCCUCAUCAACUUCAUUGUCAUCAUGAUCCUUAACAUGCUGUACGAGCGCGUCGCCAUCUGGAUCACCGACUUUGAACUCCCUCGCACCAAGACAGACUACGAGAACAGCCUGACCCUGAAGAUGUUCCUCUUCCAGUUUGUCAACUAUUACUCUUCGUGCUUCUACAUUGCCUUCAUCAAAGGGAAGGCGGUCAGCUAUCCUGGUCGACCUGUGUACCUGCUGGGAAAGUACAGGAACGAAGAGUGUGAUCCCGGUGGUUGUCUGAUUGAGCUGACCACUCAGCUGUCCAUCAUCAUGGGGGGCAAAGCUAUCUGGAACAACAUCCAAGAAGUGCUGCUGCCGUGGGUGAAGAACCUGAUUUCUCGCUACUGCACCCGUGUGGCGUCAGAGAAGGUGGUUCCUCGCUGGGAGCAGGACUAUCAGCUUCAGCCCUUCUCCAAAUUAGGGCUUUUCUAUGAAUAUCUGGAAAUGGUCAUCCAGUUUGGCUUUGUGACUUUGUUCGUGGCCUCCUUCCCGCUGGCCCCUGUCCUCGCUCUGGUCAACAACCUCUUCGAGAUCCGGGUGGACGCUUGGAAAAUCACCACCCAGUUUCGUCGUGUGCUGCCAGAGAAGGCUCAGGACAUCGGAGCCUGGCAGCCCAUCCUCCAGGGCAUUGCAAUUUUGGCUGUUGCGACAAAUGCCAUGAUCAUAGCGUUUACGUCAGACAUGAUUCCACGGCUGGUGUAUUAUUGGUCUUUCUCUGUGUAUCCGUACCACGAUCACUUCAACAACACCAUGGAGGGCUACAUCAACAGCUCACUGUCCAUAUUCAACACCAGUGAUUUCUCCAGCCGCAGCAAACCCAUCAUGGAUAAUGGCACAACCAUCACUACCUGCAGGUAUCGAGAUUUCCGCUACCCUCCAGGACAUCCCAGACAGUAUGAGUACAACGUCUACUACUGGCACGUGGUGGCAGCAAAAAUGGCUUUCAUCAUUGUUGUGGAGCACAUUGUCUACUUUACCAAGUUCAUCCUGUCCUACCUGAUCCCAGACGUGCCAUACACCGUCAAAGAGCAGAUCAAAAGAGAGAAAUACUUGACCCAGGUCAUUCUCCACGAGACCAACCUGAAGCUGGUCACCAAGCGUUUGAGAACGACCGACGAUGACACCACGGUGACCAGAGUGGAGAAGGUGGAGCUGGAGCUGGAGCUGGACUCGUGACAGGAUCCCUCACCCCCCUGGUGUGGUACUGACCAGCAAAAUAGGAAACGAUUACAAUAAAGAAGGACCUGAGAUAGAUGGCAUCUGCAGCUUGUGAGGGGCUGUUAGACAGAGAAUGAAAAGAAAAAAAACAUUGCUGACUGCUCAUGGUCCCUAAACUCAGCUUUUUGAUUUGCACUCUUUUAGUUCCACCGACACAUCACCAGCCACUAUGACUUUGCUUGAAACUGAA